ACGCCCGUACGCCCGCCGGUUUUUGACUGGAUUUCGGCCACGACUUUGGCCACGGCUUUGGCCACAGUUUUAGCCACGGCUGUGGCUUUGGCGCUCGCCCGGCUCGACCGCUGGCUCGACGGCCGACAGUAGCACGGGGUGCGGCGAAGCGAGAGGGGCGGAUCCACGUGGAGGGAGAGAGCCAGCCGGGCCUCUGCCAACUGGGCAUUGCUGGCCCGGGCCAGCAGAAAUCUGAGUGUGAACCUGCUGUAAAGCCAUCUUACAACUCACUGCCAGACAAGCACGUGAUAGAAAUAGACACCAGCAUGAGGCUCAGCCACCUGGCACCACUGUGCGUGCUUCUCUGCCUCACCACACCAACUGCCGAGGCCGUCAAAUACUUCUGGCAGCUCUCUGACGUUCACGUCGACGGCGACUACACUGCCACUGCCGACCCGAAGGCCUGGUGUCACUCCGACACGACCGGCGCGGCGCGAGAGGAGUGGUUCGGCCAAAUCGGCUGCGGCCUUCCGUGGCGCACAGUGGAGUCGGCCGUGGACUUCAUGAAACGUCACAUAGGAAGCCCCGAGGCGAUCCUCUGGACGGGUGAUACGGCUCCACACUGGCCCUACACAGACUGGUCGGAAGUGUUUCCGAAGCUGCGACGUGUGAGCUCGAUGCUGCGAAACGCGUUCCCCGAUGCGCAGAUUCUUCCGGCGAUUGGGAACCACGAUGCGUAUCCGAGUGAUCAGUUUCCUGACGACAACGGCACGUAUUAUCAGGAGUAUCUCGAGCGAAGCGGUUGGGGAGAGCUGCUUCCAGAGGAAGCCCGCCGCACCUUCCGUCGCGGAGGUUUCUAUGCCGUGGAUGUGGGCGAGUAUCGCGUCAUCGUGCUGAACACUGCGCUUUACUACACCCGCAACAAGAAAGUUAGCGAGGCGGGAGACGACCCCACCGGUCAGAUUGCCUGGCUGGCGGAGGAACUGAAGACGAGAAAACCGACCAUCGUCACCGCGCAUCUGUCUCCCGGCUUCCCGCACUGGAGUAUCUACACACCGAACCUCUACACCAACUACAACUACAAGCUGCACAAGGAGCUGAACCGUGUCGGUACCCUGGAGCAGCGCAUCGCUAACAUCUUCGGCCACGAGCACAUCGACACCUUCCAGAACGUCUAUCGCACCGACUUGCCGUUUGAGAAGCACACGUACGCGCUCAACACCUACUUCAUGGCUCCUGCGCUGAUGCCUGGCACACUUGACCAGCGCAUCAACCCAAGCGUUCGACUGUACGCUCUUCUUCCGGACAAGCUCAAUGACUACGUCCAGUUCCACUUCAACCUCGACGCUGCCAACAAGGCCCAUCGCGAAAACCCCACCAGCGUGGAUGACUCCAAGUUCUGGAACGUUACGUAUCGCCUUCGCGAUGCGUACGGUCUCCCUGACGCCAACACACGCUCCAUGCAUCUCCUCUUCAAAGAGAUCAAGGAAGAUGACAACAAGUUCCGCAAGUACUGGAAUUUCAACGACGGGCUGCAUGGCGAUGCGCCCGCUUGCAACGCGACGUGCAAGAAGCAGCGCCUUUGCCAGAUGAGUGCCCAGGUGCAUCAGCAGAUGACCGACUGCCUCAAUGGUUCUGGUCAGAUGGUGGCCUCGCUGGUGCUCGUGGCGGUCACUGCUGCUGCCGCGCGAGUCCUCGGCUAGACGAUGGUGGGUGUCGAGUUGAAGUGGAGGGAAUGGUGUCGCUGGUGUGGGGAAGUCCCAGCGAUUGAGUGGUGGAAUGAACAGAAAAGUGCGACGCGUUAUUGGUGUGUUUUGGUGAAAAGCGUCAGUAAAAAAGAUCAGUGUGGGAAGAGAAAGAAAUCAUUUCCGCAGUUACAUACGUCCUAGCCAACGCAGCGGGUCUCGAUGAGAAUCUCAAAGAGUGGAAAACUUCCAAGGGGUGUGCCCUUGAUGCUAACUGCCAAUCGAUUAGAAGGAACCGAAAACCCUCUCCGACAAGCCCAUUUGAUGUUUAUGAUGGUGCCGAAAUCGAAAAGGGCGCCAUGGCGAGGGUGAUUGCAAUUAAUUGCGACAGUAUGUUAUCGUUGACUGACUGCCUAACUUCAUAGUCGUGCCUUGAAUAAAAAGUUUAGCACGUUCAGCUUCUGUGCUUCUUAAGCGAUGCUUAGUGUUUCCUUGUGUGACAAUAGCGGAAAUUCAUGAAUUAUGGAUUAUGAUUACGCCGCGUAACGCGCCGCUUUUGAUGACGUGUAUUCGUGUGUAUUGCACAGGUAAUCGUAGCACCGCAACCUCACUGUUGCCAGGCUUCUGUCACCCUGCAAUGAAGUCAUUUCUAUGAGCCAACGGUGCACAGCUCACAAGCACAGUAGCUUGGCAGUCCGCCAGAAAGUAAUGCGCCGCCUUUCCAUGAAAUCCUAAACCACAGUGUCAGAUGCCUUGAAACGUAUGAUGCUUACCCGAUAAAGCACUCGGCUCAAUGUUAUCGUUGCUCUCUUCGGCCCAUUGAUGUAUUCUAGAAACUCAGUCUUAUGCUUAAGAAUGUGUAUCGAAAUUGUUAUCAGCGUACAUGACCUUUAGCAACCAGCCAAGACCAGACGAGGAGCUUUCCAUAGAGGAGCUUUUCCAUAGCUUACCUCCAAGAAGCUUUCCAUAGAGGUUGAUUUUGCAGUGUUUUGUGUGCAUUUAACAAUGGGUCACGUCAAACGCUUCGUUGUUUGAGUGCACUGAAUCGGAAACAAACAUCGUCACAUGUUGCACGCUUUGUUCAUAGAUAGACAACGACUGACAGUUUUCAUGUGCAUUGUACAAACCCUUGGCCAUGUGACGAAAAUACAUGAAUAAAAACCAGA
Messenger RNA from Amphibalanus amphitrite, 2830 nucleotides. Its product is annotated as acid sphingomyelinase-like phosphodiesterase 3a. The transcript has 3 exons. Gene Ontology annotation, molecular function: hydrolase activity. Lineage: Eukaryota; Metazoa; Arthropoda; Thecostraca; Balanomorpha; Balanidae. The record is from RefSeq and is a predicted model, not a curated record. The coding region runs from base 306 to 1682 and encodes 458 amino acids.